This is a messenger RNA of Mus pahari (shrew mouse), 2045 nucleotides long. RefSeq names its product proteasome 26S subunit, non-ATPase 5 (gene Psmd5). Gene Ontology annotation, cellular component: cytosol. The record is from RefSeq and is a predicted model, not a curated record. Lineage: Eukaryota; Metazoa; Chordata; Mammalia; Rodentia; Muridae. Bases 258 to 1694 code for a protein of 478 amino acids. The transcript is spliced from 11 exons. Gene Ontology annotation, biological process: proteasome assembly.
UGCAGGCUGUGCCGCUGCACGAGCUUCGCGAGCAGGCGGCGGAGCUUCGCCUCCGCCCGCUGUUCUCCUUGCUUAACCAGAACAAUCGAGGCAAGUAAAUUGUUCAGGAACAAGAUCCAUACCUACAGCAAGUCGUCAAGUUCGGAUUGGUUUACCUUUCAAGUGUCCCCUCUUCUCCACCUUUGCUGCUGCUCUGAUUUGCUCCUUCAUCGCCUCCACAUCCAUCAGCUGCUUUCUACUGGGACAGCCUCUCUGUCAUGCUGCAGAGCGGCCUCUCCUCUUCCUUCUUCGUGCCUUCUUUUGUUCUUUCUGUCACCUUGGCCUUAGGGGUUGGCCCAGGACUUUGUACAUGGGAACAGACUGCUUUGUGUGUGUCCAUUCUGGAGAGGUUGCUCCAAGCUGUGGAGCCAAUUCACUUGGCCAGGAACCUCAGGCUUGACCUGCAGAGGGGACUGACUCAUCCUGAUGACUCUGUAAAAACCCUCACUCUGUCCCAGAUUGGAAGAAUUGUUGAAAAUUCAGAAGCUGUUACUGAGAUUCUGAAUAAUGCUGAACUGUUGAAACAGAUUGUUUAUUGCAUUGGUGGAGAGAAUUUAUCUGUUGCUAAAGCGGCUAUUAAAUCCCUGUCGAGAAUAUCACUAACCCAGGCUGGACUGGAAGCUCUAUUUGAAAGUAAUCUGCUGGAUGAUUUGAAAAAUGUAAUGAAAACAAACGACGUUGUUCGGUACAGGGUCUAUGAGCUAAUUAUAGAUAUUUCUUCUGUGUCGUCAGAAUCUUUAAACUACUGUACCACAAGUGGACUGGUGACCCAGCUCCUAAAAGAGCUGACGGGUGAGGACGUGUUAGUCAGAGCCACCUGUAUAGAAAUGGUGACAUCCCUAGCAUAUACCCAUCACGGACGACAAUACCUUGCUCAAGAAGGAGUCAUUGACCAGAUAUCCAAUAUAAUUGUUGGCGCAGAUUCAGACCCUUUCUCUGGCUUCUAUCUGCCAGGAUUUGUGAAGUUUUUUGGAAACCUGGCCGUCAUGGAUAGUCCUCAGCAGAUCUGUGAGCGCUACCCUGUUUUUCUGGAGAAAGUGUUUGAAAUGGCCGAUAGUCAAGACCCCACCAUGAUUGGUGUCGCUGUUGACACAGUUGGAAUCCUGGGAUCCAGUGUUGAAGGAAAACAAGUUUUACAGAAGACAGGAACCCGCUUUGAACGCGUCCUCAUGAGAAUAGGGUAUCAAGCAAAGAAUGCUUCCACGGAGCUGAAGAUUAGGUGCUUGGAUGCAGUUUCCUCUCUCCUGUAUUUAUCACCUGAGCAGCAGACUGAUGACUUCCUGGGAAUGACAGAAUCCUGGUUUUCUUCCAUGUCUCGAGACUCCCUGGAGCUCUUCCGUGGUAUCAGUAACCAGCCCUUCCCGGAACUGCACUGUGCUGCCUUGAAAGUGUUCACAGCUAUUGCAGACCAGCCCUGGGCUCAGAGACUUAUGUUUAACAGUCCAGGUUUUGUAGAAUUUGUGAUGGACCGGUCUGUGGAACAUGACAAAACUUCAAAGGAUGCCAAAUAUGAACUGGUAAAAGCACUUGCCAAUUCCAAGACAGUUGCAGAGAUCUUUGGAAACUCAAAUUAUUUGAGGCUCAGAGCAUACCUAAGUGAAGGUCCAUACUACGUAAAACCUGUUGCCACAACAGCAGUAGAAGGAGCUGACUGAUUCCUUUCCACCUAAGACAGAGCAGGAUUUCUCAAGGCACGUGAUUCCAUCCGUGCUCCACACCACAGGACGUCUGUCUUCCCAGAGCUACCAUGGAGUGUGGCACAGCCUCACCAUCAGCAGUGUUGUCCCUGCUUAAUGCUGUGUGGACCCGGCUCUUGGACCGCAGCAAAAGCAGCAGGGGCCUGAGAGUGCCUGUGCUUCCCCGAGUCCUCGGGCUUGCCGAAGUCUGCAAGGUCAAGGUUUGUUUUCUCAGAGUUUCCAUGGGCACACUCAUGACCUUGUUUAAAAAUAAAAUGAGGGCUGGUGAGAUGGCUCAGUAGGUAAGAGCACCCGACUGCUCUUCCAAAG